Messenger RNA from Acomys russatus (golden spiny mouse), 478 nucleotides. Its product is annotated as zinc finger protein 185-like. The transcript is spliced from 2 exons. Lineage: Eukaryota; Metazoa; Chordata; Mammalia; Rodentia; Muridae. The record is from RefSeq and is a predicted model, not a curated record. Bases 19 to 276 code for a protein of 85 amino acids.
UUCUCCAGGUCUGGUGCCAUGGUAAUUUCCAUCCUGGAAAAUAAGAAGAAUGACAUUGCAGUAGACCCGGAAGAUGAGAAGGCAGACCCCAAGGGCCCUUCAGCUGAUGAUGAGAAGAAUGUGGACCCCCAAACCACCGAGGCUGACAAAAGAGAUGGCCAGGGAGACCCAGGUGCAGCCACUCAGCACUCUGUAGAUCCCAGCACCCUAGAGGCACAGAGGAGCUCCAGUACACCCAAUCAGCUGAUGGAACUAGAGGCCUGUGCUGGCAGGUAAGGUCUUACACUGGCCUCCUGCUGCCUAUGGCCAAGGUUUCUAUCAGGGCCACAACAUAAGUGAGAACCGCUUUUCUCACUGCAGGCCACUGCCUGGGUUCUUCUCUGAAUGUGCUCAGGAUACCGCUACCUUGGUCCUAGUCAGUGUUGACCACUUCUUGGGAUUUGAGAAGCUGGGAUGGGGCUGUGAUCCAGGAAAGAAG